AUGAUGUACGACCGCGAACGCGAUAGAGCACGAAGCGACCGUGAACGAGAAUGGGAAUGGGAGCGUGAACGCGAACGCGAACAUUGGGAACGCGAACGCGAACGAGAUCGAGCUCGCGCCGGUCCACCUUACGCUGGAGGACCUUCAUCGCGCAAUCCGCCUCCUCCGAACCACCCAAACGACCGUCGUUCCCCGAACAUGCCAUACGGCCACGUAUCCACCAGCCCGUCUUCUCAAUCAGCUCCUCCUCGUCGCAAGUGGAGCGGAUCCGAUGACGCUGCCUCUGCCUACCACAAGGAGCGCGAAUGGGAGCGCGAGAGGGAGUACGAACUCGAACGUGAGCGCGAGAUGCGAUGGAGAGCUUCUCAGAGGUCCGGUGGAGGUCCCGACAUGCAGCCUUCUCAGCACGGGCGUGCACUCAGUGGCGACAUGCGCUAUGCUGUCGGCGGUCCAGUCUCGGGAAUGCCCGGCGAGCUCAAUCAAAGUCCUCGCGAGCCCUACGCCUCCUCCUUACCUCCACGACGCAGUCCAGCUCCUGGCCUUUCGAAUCGCGCUGGAGUUGCCGGCGCUCGAGUCCGCGAACAAAGCGCAGAUGUGCCGCUCGCCGCCAUGGGCCCUGAGAGCUCACCUCGCCACGCUCCUUAUCCCGGCGGUCCUUACGACGACCCAAGGUCAGGAUCAAUGCCUCCAGGUCACGCCGGCGGCAUGCUCCCACCCGCUGGUCGAUCGCCUGAACGUAUGCGUGCACCCCUCUCUCACGGCCCUUACGAUGGACACAUGUCCGAGCGCGAACUCAUGCAGCGCGAAAGGGAUCGCGAACGAGAACGCGAAAUGAUGGCUGGCGAUCGUUAUGGCCGUCGCAUGCAUGGUGAGUCCAUGGUCAUGGACGAUCCCUACGAUCGAUACGGUCCUCGAGGUCCUCCUUCCGGCGCUCUCGGCCCUCCCUCCUCCAAGUCUGCCAGUGGUAGGCCAUAUGAUGAGCGCGGACCUCCUCCACCUCUGCCGUAUCCUCCUGCCAGCCCAACACAGAGCCGCGAUGGCGAUCGUCGCAAGGACAAGGUCAAGCAAGCACCGACUCGCGAGCCCUCCGCACCUGCUCAGUCCCGGCCAGGUGGACCCGGCGGUAGCGGACCCCUUCCGUCUCACUUUGAAGCUGAUCGCCAUCCCAGAUCAGGUCCUCCGCCUCCAAUGGGCUCUUCUCGCGAGUCGUCUGUCAAGCUCGAAUCUGGUCCUCGACGAGCACCUCUCUCGCCCACAAGUGAACGAGGUGCUCUCUUCCGCGACGGACCUCAGCAUCGUGGACCAUCCAUACCGCCUUACGGAGGUCCUGCCUCUGACCGAGACAUUCGCGAGCGCGAUCGCGAGCUGGCUCUCCAGCGAGAACGCGAAUACGAAGCCGAACAUGAGCGACAACGGCUUCGCCUCAGGGAAAGGGAGCAGCGAGAACGCGAGAUCGAGCUGGAGCGAGAGCGCGAACGUGAGAUGGAUCGUGAACGCGAACGCGAGCGUCUUCGCAUCGAAGAACUCGAACGUGAACGACAGAAGGAACGGGAGAGGGAGCUCGAACGCGAGCAGGAACGUGAAAGGGAAAAGGAGCGCGAGAAGGAGAAGGAGCGCGAGCGUAGAGAGCGUCGUCGCGAGAAGCAGCAUGCCGAAAAGAUGGCAGCCAUGGAGCGCGAAAAGGAACGCGAGUUUCAGGCACAAGCCCAGGCACAAGCACAAGCCCACGCCGCCGCCGCCGCCGCCGCUGCUGCGGGCAUGCAUCCCGGUGCCAUUGGCGAGUUGCCUUCUCACAUGCGGCCUCCGCCUGCCAGUCUGGAGGAAGCGUUGAUCGCCACCGCACAACAGCAGGCAGCUGCUUACGGUCGUCCGCCCAACAUGGCUGACUUCCACGCCGCCGCUGCCGCCAUUGGCUACCCACCUGGCAUGCCUCUUCCUCCUGCCAUCCAUCCUGCCAUGUUUGGCGGCGGUAUGGGUCCAGGAUCUGAAGCCAUGGUGCCACACCAGCCUCACGUGAUUCGUGACCCUAACGCAGGUCCACGAGUCGAUAGCGAGCCCGUGUGGCUCUAUCUCGAGCUGUGCGAGCGCGACGAAUCUAUUCGCAGAGCCGAGCGUCUGCCUCUCGACAUGCUCGCCGAAGAGCAGAAGAAAGAGAUUGCAGCCGAGCUAGCGGGUGUCGCGCCUGCUAUAGCCGCCGAGCAAGCUCCUCCCGCGUCAGAGGAUGCAGGCGAAGCCAAUGCUUCCGCCGUCGCUACCGUUUCAACCUCGCAAACGGUCUCUGUCGCUGCUAAACAAGCUGAUGCAGCCGCGCUUCCGACAACAGCAGCCGACAAAGAUACCACCGUAUCCGUGACCGAGAUUCCGAUCGAUCCAUUGCCACGUCAUCUCAUUGGCAUGGACAAGGGGCGUCCGGUGCGCCACCUCGGCUCGUGGAUUUACGAUCCUACUGUCGAUCCCCUUUUCCCCGCCGAGCUGCUUGCUCGCAAUGUUGGAUCGACCUUGGAAGUGCGCAUUCCAGGCGAUCUGCUAAGCUGCGGAAGUCGCGGAGGCCCUCACUGGGAGCAGUACCGCAGCCUCGAAACCGAGUGCCUAGCUCGUUGUCAAGUCGGCGAUCCGCUCAAGGACCUCCUGGAAGGCGAACGCGGCCGCGUCGCGCUCAACGGCGCCAGCAACAACUGGAAACUAGGCUGGCGUGGCAAGGAGCAUGCACGCAUGAGCCUCGAGAUGCGUAUCGAGGAACGUAUCGCUGAAGCGCAACUUUUCGGACACAAGCUUCCAGGCAUCUCUCAAGAGUCAUCUGCAAGAGAGGAAGUCAACCGCUCUGAAGAAAAGAAGCAGCCGGAUGGUGUUGCUGCGGCGGUAGAGACGAAAUCUGAAGCGGAUACCAAGGAAGGCGAGACAGCCGGCGAGGUCACCGUUGCCCCGACCGAGAACGGCAUGGCUCUUAAGACGAGCGCUUCGAGCGAGGCUGUCUCACCCUGGCGAUUCUGGCGACUCAACCCUCUCUUUCGUCGAAAGCUGUGGGGCACGGAUGUGUAUACCGAUGAUUCAGACGUCUUGGCCAUGUGUGUCCAUGCGGGGUGGGUCGAAGGUCCGUCGCUUGAAGCCGAGGGUAUUCCUGCCUGGGUGCCUCCGGGUCGGGCUGCUCGCGCCUGGAACGGUCUGACGCUGGCUGGGUCCACCAGCGGUACUGCUGCUGGGAGUACAGCAGACGUACAAAUGUCGGACGCUGCCUCGCUCGAUAAGCAGUCAGCAAGCGUAGCUGUCCGUCCAGACAUCUCAUGCGAUCUUUCGGUCAUCCUGCGCAUCGCACCGAAGCUCAUCGCCUACAAAGGCUGCCAACGCGGUGGUAUCAAGUCACGCUCGUGGGGCAAUUCGCACGAUGGCGUCUCGCUUGUCGUCGAAUCCGUCGAGCUCAAACAGCCAGGAUACGCGCAAUCCAAGGGUCGCAAAUCAGCCAAGGCUCGCAUCGACCAAUUGGCCUUUUACCGCAAUGCCAUGGACAACAGUAGCGCUGCAAAGCCUUCCUCCUCUUCCUCGGGCUCGCCAUCACCUGUCAACGCAGAGCUAACCGCCGACAACGGGCAUCUGGACCUCAAAACGAUCAUGCAGGAUACGCAGCUCAUUCCGCUAUCGUCAGUGGUGGGAGAGCUGAAGAAGUCGAGUCCAGCAGUCGACAAGGAGCAGGCCGAGGCCGCCAAACAGCAGCGGCUAUUCUGGGAGAUUCAAUAG
Pseudozyma hubeiensis SY62 is the source of this 3732-nucleotide messenger RNA. RefSeq lists its product as hypothetical. Bases 1 to 3732 code for a protein of 1243 amino acids. NCBI's taxonomy places the organism in Eukaryota, Fungi, Basidiomycota, Ustilaginomycetes, Ustilaginales, Ustilaginaceae. The transcript has a single exon. The record is from RefSeq and is a predicted model, not a curated record.